Messenger RNA from Hibiscus syriacus, 3439 nucleotides. RefSeq names its product ETO1-like protein 1. The coding region runs from base 729 to 3389 and encodes 886 amino acids. Gene Ontology annotation, biological process: negative regulation of ethylene-activated signaling pathway. Lineage: Eukaryota; Viridiplantae; Streptophyta; Magnoliopsida; Malvales; Malvaceae. Gene Ontology annotation, molecular function: protein binding. The record is from RefSeq and is a predicted model, not a curated record. The transcript is spliced from 7 exons.
AAGGGGAAAAAAUUUCCCUAGGACCAAACAAAAGAAACGUUACAAAAAGAAGCAUAGAAAAGUGGGAAAACACAGCAAAAUUUUCCUUUUGGAUUCCCCCUUCAAACGUCGAUCUUCCUUUCUACAAAGCCUCAUCUCUGCUUUAUCUUCUUCAAAAUUUCAAAAAACCCAAAUUCCAAUUUCCUCUCUCAUACACAGAGUCACAGUCUACAUCAGAAGAGUGUUGCUUGUUAAGUUAUUUUGGCUAUUGUUGAAGGCCAAAAUUCGAGUUUUUGGUUAUCUUCGAGGUAAAGAUCUUCGGUUAACCGUUGGUGGGUAAUCGGUAGUUUUUUUUCCUGUUAACUUAUUUUCUCUAUAACAAAGACCAUCGACUUAAAUUGAUCUUCAUUUUUUUUGCGGUGAAAAAAACCUUUUUUGGUUUAAAUUCUAGGCUUAACCACCUUGUUAUAAGAUACCCAAAUUGAAAAUAUAGUGAAUGAUUGUUUGUUUCUGGAUCUUGUUUGCUUGUAUAUUAAAUGUUCAAAAUAGAAAUUUUCUUGCUUUUUCUUUUCUUUUAGCUAAAUAUGAUUAGUGUGAUUAUUGGUAACAAGGGCAUCUGUUCUGCCUCUUUUUCUUCUGCAUUUCUCUUUUCUUUUGAUCUUUUGGAAGAUUUUUUCUUUUGAGUUUUCGAGAGUAGACCCAAUUUCAGUAUUGUGGAGAUCUGGGAUUUGUUUAAUCUGUUAUGCCCAAUGAGGGUUUUUUUACCUUCUGAUUCUUGUAAAGAAUUACUGCUCAAUACUAUCAAUCCUCAAUCUUGGCUUCAAGUUGAAAGAGGGAAGCUUUCCAAAUUAUCUUCUUCCUCUUCAUCCAUGGAAUCAUUCAUCAAGGUUCCCGAGCCACCCAUAGUGCCAUUCUUUAAACCUGUUGAUUAUGUAGAGGUCUUGGCUCGAAUUCAUGAAGAACUCGAAUCGUGUUCUCUGCAAGAGAGGUUGAAUCUUUAUUUAUUGCAAUUUCAGAUCUUUAGGGGUCUUGGGGAAACCAAAUUGAUGCGGAGGAGCCUCCGUUCUGCUUGGCAGAAGGGUGGCUCUGUCCAUGGGAGGCUCGUUUUUGGGGCGUGGUUAAAGUAUGAGAGGCAAGGGGAAGAACUUAUGGCUAACUUGCUUGCAACUUGUGAUAAAUGUGCACGAGAGUUUGGACCAAUAGAUGUUGUUUCACAGUUUCCAAUGAUUGAGGUGAACAGUACUUACCCGGAUACCGUUGUGAUUAAUGGGGAGAAGAGCCUGAAGAAGGUUAACUUUAGAAUCGGAGAUGAGAAAAUAGUUUGUGAUAGGCAGAAAAUAGCUUUUCUUUCUGCCCCAUUCCAUGCUAUGCUCAAUGGUUAUUUCAAUGAAUCACUUUGUGAGGAGAUUGAUUUAUCUGAAAACAAUAUCUCCGCAUCUGGCAUGAGGAUGAUCGGUGAGUUCAGUGUGAUGGGCAGCCUGAGUGAUGUCUCGCCUGAUCUCUUGUUAGAAAUGUUAGCUUUUGCAAACAAAUUUUGUUGCGAAAGACUCAAAGAUGCUUGUGAUAGGAAACUCUCAUCUUUGGUUUGCACCAAAGAGGAUGCCGCGGAGCUUAUGGAAUACGCCAUUGAAGAGAAUUCCCCUGUCCUUGCUGCAUCAUGUUUGCAAGCUUUCCUGCAUGAACUGCCUGAUUGUUUGAAUGAUGAACGAGUGGUGGAAAUAUUUAGCCAUGCCGAUAGACAGCAGAGAUCGAUCAUGGCUGGAGAGGCAUCUUUUUCUCUCUAUUGUUUAUUAAGUGAAGUAGCUAUGAACCUCGAUCCUCAAUCUGAUAAAACUGUUUCUUUCCUAGGACAAUUGAUAGAAUCUGCAGAAACUGACAGGCAGAGAAUGCUAGCUUUUCAUCAGUUGGGAUGUGUAAGGCUUCUGAGGAAAGAGUAUGAUGAAGCUGAAAGUCUUUUCGAGACAGCUGUAAGUUUAGGCCAUAUUUACUCGAUUGCAGGUUUGGCUAGGUUGGGUUACAUCAAGGGUCGUAAACUUUGGUCUUACGAGAAGCUUAGCUCGGUGAUUUCUUCUGUUAAUCCACUGGGGUGGAUGUAUCAGGAGAGGUCAUUAUACUGUGAAGAUGAUAAGAGGUGGGAAGACCUCAAGAAAGCAACUGAACUCGACCCUACUCUUACCUACCCUUACAUGUAUCGAGCUGCUUCCUUAAUGAUGAAACAAAAUGUUCAAGUUGCUCUUGAUGAGAUCAAUCGAGUUCUUGGGUUUAAACUUGCAUUGGAAUGCUUGGAACUCCGAUUUUGUCUCAAUUUGGCUAAUGAGGAUUACGAAGCAGCCAUGUGUGAUGUUCAGGUCAUUCUAACACUUUCCCCAGAUUACAGAAUGUUCGAGGGACGGGUGCCAACAUCCCAGCUCCGUACGCUUGUUCGUGAGCAUGUCGACAACUGGACAACGGCAGAUUGUUGGAUGCAGUUGUAUGAUAGGUGGUCUUCUGUAGAUGAUAUUGGAUCUCUCUCUGUAAUCUACCGAAUGCUCGAAUCUUGUGAGGCUAAAAGUGUUUUAUACUUCCGACAAUCGUUACUCCUCCUCAGGUUGAACUGUCCAGAUGCGGCAAUGCGAAGUUUAGAAUUAGCUUGUCAACAUGCAUCUAGUAAACACGAAAGCCUGGUUUAUGAGGGAUGGAUCCUAUAUGAUACCGGUCACUGUGAAGAAGGGCUUCGAAAAGCAGAAGAGUCCAUCAGAACCAAGAGAUCAUUCGAAGCAUUCUUCCUCAAAGCUUAUGCAUUGGCCGACUCUAGUAUGGAUUUAUCUUGUCCUUCAACAGUUAUUUCACUGCUAGAAAACGCCUUGAAAUGCCCCUCGGAUAAUCUUCGGAAAGGUCAAGCCCUUAACAAUCUUGGAAGCGUGUUUGUGGAUUGCGGGAAACUAGACUUAGCAGCCGAUUGCUACAUUAACGCCCUUAAAAUCCGACACGCGAGAGCCCAUCAAGGCCUUGCGCGUGUACAUUUUCUCAGAAACGACAAGGCUGCAGCGUACGAGGAAAUGAGUAAACUGAUUGAAAAGGCUAAAAACAAUGCAUCCGCCUACGAGAAGAGAUCUGAGUACUGCGACCGCGACAUCACGAAGGCCGACCUGGAGACGGUCACUCGAUUAGAUCCACUCCGGGUGUAUCCAUACCGAUACCGAGCUGCUGUGUUAAUGGAUAGCUACAAGGAGAAGGAAGCCAUUGCCGAACUAUCGAGAGCUAUUGCGUUCAAAGCGGAUCUUCACCUUUUACACCUACGUGCCGCCUUCCACGAGCAUGUGGGCGAUGUCUUGGGCGCCCUCCGAGAUUGUCGAGCAGCGCUCUCCAUAGACCCGAAUCAUCAAGAGAUGUUGGAACUACACAGCCGUGUAAACAGCCAUGAACCCUAAAAUCUGUGUUUUUUUUUGUUUUUUAUAUAUUGGUUUAAUAUGUAAAAGAA